Messenger RNA from Salvelinus namaycush (lake trout), 1287 nucleotides. Its product is annotated as potassium voltage-gated channel subfamily D member 3. Gene Ontology annotation, molecular function: A-type (transient outward) potassium channel activity; protein binding. NCBI's taxonomy places the organism in Eukaryota, Metazoa, Chordata, Actinopteri, Salmoniformes, Salmonidae. Bases 1 to 1287 code for a protein of 428 amino acids. The transcript is spliced from 3 exons. Gene Ontology annotation, biological process: potassium ion export across plasma membrane; protein homooligomerization. The record is from RefSeq and is a predicted model, not a curated record. Gene Ontology annotation, cellular component: voltage-gated potassium channel complex; membrane; neuronal cell body.
AUGGCGGCAGGAGUGGCUGCAUGGCUUCCCUUCGCCCGGGCAGCAGCUAUUGGCUGGAUGCCUGUGGCCAACUGCCCCAUGCCUAUCGCUCCUAGAGACCAAACAAAGAGACAUGAUGAGCUGAUCAUCCUGAAUGUGAGUGGACGACGCUUCCAGACCUGGAGGACCACACUGGACCGCUACCCAGACACCCUGCUGGGCAGCUCAGAGAAACAGUUUUUUUACGAUGAGGAGACCAAAGAGUAUUUUUUCGACCGGGACCCAGACUCCUUCCGUAGCAUUCUCAACUUCUAUCGGACGGGCAAGCUGCACUAUCCACGCUAUGAGUGCAUCUCAGCCUACGACGAAGAGCUAACCUUCUUUGGCAUCAUCCCGGAGAUCAUCGGUGACUGCUGCUAUGAAGAGUACAAAGAUCGGAAGCGGGAGAAUGCUGAACGUCUCCAGGACGACCAGGAUGACAACAAGGACUGCAAGCUGCCCAACAUGACAUACAGAGAGACCAUGUGGAGGGCCUUUGAGAACCCUCACACCUCCACCAUGGCCCUGGUGUUCUACUACGUCACCGGCUUCUUCAUUGCCAUCUCAGUCCUCACCAACGUGAUAGAGACUGUUCCGUGCGGUGCCACGCCUUCCCAGAAGGACAUGCCAUGUGGCGAGCGCUACACCGUAGCCUUCUUCUGCAUGGACACGGCCUGCGUCCUCAUCUUCACCAUAGAGUACCUCAUGAGACUGUUUGCCGCGCCCAGCCGCUAUCAAUUCAUGCGCAGCGUGAUGAGCAUCAUCGACGUGGUGGCCAUCUUUCCCUACUACAUCGGCCUGGUGAUGACAGACAACGAGGAUGUGAGCGGAGCCUUCGUCACGCUCCGUGUGUUCCGUGUGUUCCGCAUCUUCAAGUUCUCCCGCCACUCGCAGGGCCUCAGGAUCCUGGGGUACACGCUGAAGAGCUGCGCCUCCGAGCUGGGCUUCCUCCUCUUCUCCCUCACUAUGGCCAUCAUCAUCUUCGCCACCGUCAUGUUUUACGCAGAGAAGGGGUCGUCGUCGACCAAGUUCACCAGCAUCCCAGCCUCCUUCUGGUACACCAUUGUCACAAUGACCACGUUGGGUUACGGGGACAUGGUGCCCAAGACGAUCGCAGGGAAGAUCUUUGGUUCUAUCUGUUCUCUGAGCGGGGUGCUGGUAAUCGCCCUGCCUGUUCCCGUCAUCGUGUCCAACUUUAGCCGCAUCUAUCACCAGAACCAGAGAGCUGACAAACGGCGUGCUCAGAAGAGGCUAUCCCCGGCCCGCUAG